Messenger RNA from Cooperia oncophora, 375 nucleotides. Lineage: Eukaryota; Metazoa; Nematoda; Chromadorea; Rhabditida; Trichostrongylidae. The record is from the annotation of a GenBank genome assembly.
AUGGUGAUUCUCGGAGCAAUCGCCUUAGCCGCCUAUUUCGCUUGCAUCCGAUCUUGGUACGAAUCUUUUCGAGAAGAAGUUCAUGAGACACAUCGAUCGUUCCAUCCGUGGCCACCUGGUUCAGCUAAAUGGCAACUUCAACAAUACCUGAAAGGCAGCGGUCCACCUCCGACUAAGCAGCUGAAGGCGACUCCGCCACCAGUGAUCCAUAAACAAGUACCAAGUCCCAUCUCACCAGGACAUCUCAUCUCACCAACACCCUCUCGCUAUAGUAAAGUAGGUGAAUUGUGGAAUGAAGUUAAGAGUUUUUCUAUUAUAUGCAACAUCUAUUGGCUCUAUUGGUUUCUUGGGGUGCAAAAAGCGAUGUUGGCUUGA